AUGUUUCUAGUUCUUACCCUCACUGGACUUCCUAAUGAUCUUGAUUCAGUACGCGAUCAGAUUUUGGCUAGUCCGACUACAGUGGAUGUUCGGGCGUCUCAAACUAUGGAGAAUAGACAAGGAGGAGGUCGUUUUGGAAGAUCUAGAACCAAGUAUUCUUAUUGUCACAAACUUGGACACACUCGUGAAAUGUGCUAUUCCUUACAUGGUCGUCCACCCAAAAAUGCUUACAUUGCUCAGACCGAGACUACAAUACUCUUGGACCAUGAGUCAUGGACUCAGGCGCUUCUGAUCACUUCUCUGUUUCACUAUACAAAAAAACUGAAUGCAUUAGUUCCAUUACAGGAUGCUUAUCUCCCGCAACGGCUUUUGGAUAAAUUAAUGUUCAUUUAUAACUAUGUGGAGAUGGCUCGAGUUACUGGUGUACCUAUAUCUUUUCUUCUCGCAAGAGGGCAAAGCAUUAAGGUACUCUCUCAACUUUUAAGGAAGGCGAGGCAAAGGAAUCUUGUUAUACCAAAUGUAAAACAGGCUGGAUCUGAGCAAGGAACAUAUGAGGGUGCGACGGUUUUGGAGGCUCGAGCUGGUUUUUAUGAGAAGCCAAUUGCAACUUUGGAUUUUGCAUCUCUAUAUCCGUCGAUCAUGAUGGCAUAUAAUUUAUGUUACUGCACGCUAGUAACUCCUGAAGAGUUCCACAAACUAAACCUCUGUGAAGUGGAUGUCAACAAGACCCCUUCUGGUGAAAUGUUUGUCAAGUCAGAUUUACAGAAGGGGAUACUUCCAGAAAUUCUUGAAGAACUAUUGGCCGCUCGCAAAAGAGCAAAAGCAGAUUUAAAGGAAGCAAAAGAUCCUUUAGUCAAAGCUGUCUUAGAUGGACGUCAGCUAGCUUUGAAGAUUAGUGCAAAUUCAGUAUAUGGGUUUACUGGAGCUACUGUUGGUCAAUUACCAUGUUUAGAAAUAUCUUCAAGUGUUACUAGCUAUGGUCGACAGAUGAUUGAGAAGACAAAAAAGCUUGUGGAGGACAAGUUCACAGUACUUAAGGGGUAUGAACACAAUGCUGAGGUUAUAUAUGGAGAUACAGAUUCGGUGAUGGUGCAGUUUGGUGUGCCUACAGUGGAAGAGGCUAUGAAAUUGGGUAGAGAAGCUGCUGACCACAUUAGUGAGACAUUUAUCAAACCAUUAAGACUAGAAUUUGAGAAGAUAUAUUAUCCAUAUCUGCUGAUUAGCAAGAAGAGAUAUGCCGGCCUUCUAUGGACAAAUCCAGACAAACAUGACAAAAUGGACGCUAAAGGGAUUGAAACUGUUCGGAGGGAUAAUUGUCUCUUGGUCAAGAACCUUGUAACCGAGUGCCUUCAUAAAAUACUAAUGGACAGAGAUGUUCCUGGUGCUGUUCAAUAUGUCAAGAAUACUAUCUCAGAUCUUCUCAUGAACCGCAUGGAUUUAUCUCUUUUGGUUAUUACUAAGGGUCUGACGAAAACUGGAGAUGAUUAUGAAGUAAAGGCAGCACAUGUUGAACUUGCAGAGCGAAUGCGCAAGCGAGAUGCUGCUACUGCACCUAAUAUUGGUGAUAGAGUACCUUACGUCAUCAUUAAAGCUGCAAAAGGUUCCAAGGCAUAUGAAAAGUCAGAGGACCCUAUUUACGUAUUAGAGAACAACAUACCUAUAGAUCCUCAUUACUAUCUUGAAAAUCAAAUUAGUAAGCCACUUCUGAGGAUUUUUGAGCCAAUACUGAAGAAUGCAAGUAAAGAGCUUCUUCAAGGAAGUCAUACAAGAUCGAUCUCAAUAUCGACCCCUUCAAACAGUGGUAUUAUGAAAUUUGCUAAGAAGCAACUCACUUGCAUUGGAUGCAAAGCACUAAUCAGUGGUUCUGAUCGAACUCUCUGCAAUCACUGCAAAGGAAGAGAAGCUGAACUUUAUUGCAGAUCCGUGGCUAAUGUGGCUGAACUAGAGAAGCUUUUUGGGAGGCUAUGGACACAAUGCCAAGAAUGCCAAGGCUCUCUUCAUCAGGAUGUCCUAUGCACUAG
Nicotiana tabacum (common tobacco) is the source of this 2021-nucleotide messenger RNA. The record is from RefSeq and is a predicted model, not a curated record. Lineage: Eukaryota; Viridiplantae; Streptophyta; Magnoliopsida; Solanales; Solanaceae.